AGAAGAACCGGAAGUCGGGCUGGGCUGAGCCCCUCAAAGCCCACCAUCAGCAAACUACUUCUCCACAGAGGCUCUAUCUACCUCAAGGCUUGCUUAGGUUUAGAGGGUUAAUCUUUGCUCAUUAUAGUAGGGAGCAGACAAUCCUGAUGCUGGAGCCGUAGUUAAAAGCUUUACAACUUGAUUCACAGGCAGCAGACAGAGAGACACUGGACCGGAUGUGACUUUGGAAACCUUAGAACCCACCCCCAGAGACCCACCUUCUCCAGUAAGACCACACUUCCUAGUCCUUCCCCAACGGUUCUACUAACUGGGGGCUAAGCAUUUAAACAUGUGAGCACAUGGGAGCCAUUUUCAUUCAAACCACCACCGUCCCCAAUUGAAAUUCAUGGGGAGUUACACUGUGCAUGCUCUGAGCUCACUUCUAGGAGGACUGGCAGCUUUCCGAUUAGGUUCUUGGAGCUCUAAGAGGCCACAGAGAGAAGCUCUGGGACUCCAUGGAUUAGUAUUGGGCCACCUGUCGUCAUUCUUCCUCCUAGCCAUCAUGUCACCAAGCUGGUGCGAAGGCCCUGUGGAUCCUCCAGGCCACCUCAUGAACCUAGUCACCAGUCAUCACACGGAGGACAGCCAUCCAGCUGAAUUCUGCCCAAAUGAUUUACCCAUGAAAUGGGAUUCACGAGGUUCACACAUAUCUCAAACCUCAUCAGAGAAAUUUCUAUUUGCAGUAGACAGUGAUCAACGCAGAUACUUGCAAAUGGUCAAGGGGAAUCCAAGAAGGGCAUGUUGGUCUGGAUGCGAAGAUGCUUCCCUUCGUGUCUGUAAAACAGAGAAGACCGUCAGUGCUCACGAGUCGGGACUGCCGACGUGUCCCUCGGUGACCCACGGCUGUUAGAGGACCACUCUGAUCAGAGCAUUCAUCUUCUGGUCCUGAGACCUCCCUCCUGCUUCCCCGGAGUCUUUCUCUGUGAUCUCGUCUUUCUCUUUUCAUGUUCUACUUUCAUAAAGGAAUAAAGAUAGAAUAUUUAAAUUUAAAAAAAAACCCCACAAAGAUACAGUAUUUAAAAGGAGCACGCAGCCUAACUGUAGUUCCAUUUUUGGGUCUGAGUGACAAGAGCCCCCGUUUGCCUGGCUUGUCCUCUCUCUGUGUAUGCUGCUUCCUCUUGGGACCACACAGGAGCAGUGACUUUGUAGCAACUAGAAUUUAUAUGGUAAGGAUCCAGUGUCCAAGACAUUUGCCUCUCAAAUGAUAAAUAUCUUUCUACAUUCAAAGAGCUGUGUCUAUGGAAAUAAUAUCUAUGGUUAAGCUUCAUCAACAUCAAUUACAUAAUGCUUAGGAAACCCUCGCAUUAACAGUAUAUACGAAGAUCCCUUCCUCCCCCAGCAGUUGAAUCUAUGUUAUGCUGUUAACCCAAGUCUUCCCUGACCUACCUCUGGCUUCUUGGUUUGGUUUCUCCUUGGGAGGGCAUCAGGUCAUGGGUGUCUUUUACCUCUAUGUCUUAUGUGCUUGCUUCUUUGUGUUGUUCAUGAAAUGGUACUGAGUAGGGAGACACAAGGCAUAGCCAAGACAUUAUCAUGCCCAGACCAGAAGUCUCUAGAUUUCCAAGUAUGUCAAUAUCUUCUCCAAAUCUUUCUUCCUACGAAUGGAGCAUGUAGCCAUGGUAACAGCUGAGUAUUGGUGUUAAUAAGAAGUCUUACAAGGAGGAAAAAUUCUUUUAAUGUAAAGGUAGCACUGUGACUUAUUUAUUUAAAUCAAUUAUUCAUUCCCUUAUUAAAUGAGUUUUCAAGCUGC
Messenger RNA from Mus pahari (shrew mouse), 1786 nucleotides. RefSeq lists its product as uncharacterized. The coding region runs from base 386 to 889 and encodes 167 amino acids. The record is from RefSeq and is a predicted model, not a curated record. The transcript is spliced from 3 exons. NCBI's taxonomy places the organism in Eukaryota, Metazoa, Chordata, Mammalia, Rodentia, Muridae.